Messenger RNA from Ogataea haglerorum, 456 nucleotides. RefSeq lists its product as uncharacterized. NCBI's taxonomy places the organism in Eukaryota, Fungi, Ascomycota, Pichiomycetes, Pichiales, Pichiaceae. The coding region runs from base 1 to 456 and encodes 151 amino acids. The transcript has a single exon. The record is from RefSeq and is a predicted model, not a curated record. Gene Ontology annotation, cellular component: ribosome; cytoplasm; nucleus. Gene Ontology annotation, molecular function: ubiquitin protein ligase binding; structural constituent of ribosome; protein tag activity. Gene Ontology annotation, biological process: translation; modification-dependent protein catabolic process; protein ubiquitination.
AUGCAAAUCUUCGUCAAGACCCUGACCGGUAAGACCAUCACCCUUGAGGUGGAGUCUUCCGACACUAUCGACAACGUCAAGUCCAAGAUCCAGGACAAGGAGGGAAUCCCACCAGACCAGCAAAGACUCAUCUUCGCUGGUAAGCAGCUCGAGGACGGCAGAACUCUUUCUGACUACAACAUCCAGAAGGAGUCGACCUUGCACUUGGUGCUCAGACUGAGAGGUGGUGGUAAGAAGAGAAAGAAGAAGGUCUACACCACCCCAAAGAAGAUCAAGCACAAGCACAGAAAGAACAAGCUCGCUGUGCUGUCCUACUACUCUGUUGACGACGACGGAAAGGUUGAGAGAACCAGAAGAGAGUGCCCAUCUGCCACCUGUGGUGCUGGUAUCUUCAUGGCCAACAUGAAGGACAGACAAUACUGUGGUAAGUGCCACACCACCUUCAAGCUGAACUAG